Messenger RNA from Anguilla anguilla (European eel), 2402 nucleotides. Its product is annotated as olfactory receptor 52E8-like. The record is from RefSeq and is a predicted model, not a curated record. Gene Ontology annotation, cellular component: membrane. The transcript is spliced from 2 exons. Gene Ontology annotation, molecular function: G protein-coupled receptor activity; olfactory receptor activity. Lineage: Eukaryota; Metazoa; Chordata; Actinopteri; Anguilliformes; Anguillidae. Gene Ontology annotation, biological process: G protein-coupled receptor signaling pathway. Bases 1265 to 2227 code for a protein of 320 amino acids.
CUGUAUUUUAUUUCUUUAAAAUUUAUAUUUAUCUAUUUUUUUCAAACCAUCCUCUCCAUGAGCCCAGAAUUGCAAAUCCAUUAAAAAAAUUUACCGGCAUGUAGCCCUUUAAACAUUUAGGGCCGUAUACAUGAAGCAUGGCGUAAAUUUCUAUCAGUGCCACAAAAUUCUGCAUUGCUGCAUGUUUUCAAUUUAGCGAGGUAUUUACUAAGACUGGUUAUGUAAAUGAACACAGCCGAGUUCAUUUAAAUGCACUGCUGAUAUUUCACGUGUCUUGCACGUGGCAGGAUAGCAUCAUUGUUGUAAUGCUCCGUCUAUGGUUAAGUCGGGUUUUGGACAGGUGUCAGGAUCCAUGGAUGCAACUGACACGUAUUGUCACCUGUCUUAACACGUCUCAGUAAAAACAUCAGAACACAGUUUUAAUAUUUCAAAUUUAAUUCCGUACCCAAUAGCCAACCAUUCUCUCAACUUCUCUAACAGGCAACGGUUCCUUGAGAUGAAACAAUCAUGUUUUAAAAAGAUUUUAAGAUUUUCUCUUUUUGUAAACGUAGGUAAGAGUCGCCAUAAAUAUAACGCUUGAUGAAUGUAACACGGUCAAUUACUUCAUGUACGAUGCGGCUGCUGUAGCUAUUUCAGGUUCGUAAGUGUACAAUUCAGUCCUCCACCACCUCCCAUUGGAACGAAGCAAUGUGAUAAGCUUUUUGGGAUAUAUUUUUUUUAAAAACUUGCCCUGCCUUUUGAGCGAGCUAAAUUAGUAUUUUUUUUUUACUACGUCCGCGUAUGUUUUCAUUUUUCCUUUUAUUUUUUCUUGUCACUAGAGGGUCACAGAUAGAGAUGGGGUCCUUUCCUUUGCUUAAGGGUAUAUUGGCAGUGCAUCAUCUUACAUUUAACCUGAAAUCUCACCAUUUCAAUCCAGUUCCACAAUCACUAGUUUACUUUGCUACCCCUGAGAUUUCUCGUUCAUUAACUUGUGGAAGAAGGAAUUGGACUCUGCUAAUUAACCUUUUUUUGUUUUCUAAAUAAACUAAAAUAUCAUCCUGAUAAAGUUGCUGUAGUUAAUGAGUUCCCCAGAUUCAUUACCAUGGAACAUGUACAGAAAACCCCAGAGCAAGAUGUAUAAAAGGGGAAUCAGUCUUCCUCUACUGCAAAUAUGAAACCAGGUUGAACAAAGUGGAGAAAACCAUUGACCUCAUUCUCUGCCAAGGUGACUGUGGGCAAAGAAAGAAAAUCAACAAAGAGAAGAAAUCAGAGAAACACAACUGCUAUGAACUCUUGGAAUUCCACCCUCUCUUUAAAUACUACUUUUGUACAUCCCCCAUUUUUUUUCAUCAAUGGUUUGAAUAACAUGCCCCAUGCCAAAUACUACUAUGUUUUUUUGUGUUUCGUAUUUGUGGUCUCUGUUUUGGGAAACUCCUUUGUUAUGUUUAUUAUAUACACAGAGCGCAGUUUUCACACCCCAAAGUAUAUGGCUGUUUUCAAUUUGGCUGCAGCUGACUUAGGUGAAAGCACUGCUCUUAUCCCAAAUUUAAUUGCAAUGUUUCUUUUUGAUUCACAAUACAUCUCCUUUGACGCUUGCUUGGCCAACAUGUUUUUUGUGUUUUUCUUUACCUGUUUGCAAUCUGUCACUCUUUCCAUUCUGGCUUUUGAUAGAUUGGUGGCAAUAUGCUUGCCACUGAGAUACCACGCCAUCAUCACAGUGCCAGCAAUGGCUGUGAUAUUAACAGUGGUGUGGGCAUAUGAUUCAGUUUUACUAAUUUUAAUGGUAACUUUAAUUACCAGGUUGUCCUUCUGUAAAUCCAUUGUGGUAAAAAGCUACUUCUGUGACCAUGCACCGGUAUUCUUUUUGGCAUGCAAUGACAAUCUUGUCAAUGGUGUCAUAGGAAUUGCUAAUAUAGCAUUAUUACUUUAUAUACCUUUUAUUCUGACUGUAAUGUCAUAUGUGUUCAUUGCUGGUGCACUUCUUAAAAUAGCUUCAUGGGAAGGGCGACUUAAAGCCAUUAAGACUUGUUCUGCACACCUAAUACUGGUGGCUUUAUAUUAUCUUCCAAUACUUGGCACCUACAUUGCUGCAAUUGCUUUUACCAUUCCUCCCAAUGCCAGGAUCAUGAGUACAUCAUUGGCAAAGGCCAUUACCCCCAUGUUGAACCCAAUCAUUUAUGUGCUGAACACUGAAGAGGUAAAGGAAGUCUCAAAAAGAAAAUUUCAUCGGGGAAAACUGCAGAAAUAAGCAAUCAAAACACUGCUUUUUACUGUAAUUCAAAAUACAGUAAAAUAAUGAAUUGAUAUUACAAGAAUGGUGCUUUCUGUACUCAGCAGUCUGUGAAAACAGAGGUAGUGGCAGAAGUUAAGAAUUCCUAACGGAAUUCUCAAAAAAACUUUUCAAAAUAAAUGGACAUCAGUGC